GAUGGAUAGGGUAUCAGAGACUUCAGACAAACUUUCAUGUGGGAUCUGCCGCAGACAAUUUUCUAGAUACACCUGCCCCACUUGCAAUAUUCCUUACUGUUCCUUGACAUGCUUUCGUUCAGAGGUUCACUCUCAAUGUUCUGAGACUUUUUAUCGGAGAGAGAUCGAGUCUGGAAUUAAAUCAGAGUCAUCUAGGACGGCUGAAGAACGAGCCAAAAUGAUGGAAUUACUCAGGCGUUUUGAAGAGCAGUCAUCGAGAGAUGAUCUUGUUCCCAUGCCUGAUGAGACAGACGGCGAUGAAGACACAGGUCUCGCUGAAAGAUUACAAAAUCUAGACAUCAUGUCGACUUCUUCCGAUACUUUGUGGUCUUUUCUCAAUAAGGAAGAGCGUAGCAACUUUAUGAAAGUGUUAGCGGAUCCUUCUGGUGACCUUGCUCAGAAGCUGCUAGCCAGUAAGGAGUUAAAGGAAGAUAAACGGGAGCCUUGGUGGGAAGCAAAUACGCUUGAUCCGAAUACGUUUACUUCAAGCGGGCGUUACGGUCAUAAGCCAAAAGCAAUUACCGUUCCCGCAAGCAUGGCUGAACCCAACUUCCAUGGCCCUCCGCUGAGGUACAAUGUUUGCGCUAUCCUCAUAGCGUAUGCGUAUGUGACUCGUCAUCUAUCUGCUUCGCCUUUGUCAUCAGUUGACCCAGAAGAUUCAAACUUCUGUGAAACUCGACGGAUCAUAUCCAAUCUCAUCCCUUUCCUGGUAGACCCCAGAGCAAGGGUUCUUUAUACCUCCCUAAGUGAAGUUGUCACUGCAGUUUGGUCCCGUUUUCAGGCAGGGGAGAUGAAUUCAAAGUUCUUCUCCGUACUCCUGCGUGACGUCGCAAAUAUCGUACGACCUUGUAAAAUAGCCACGUUGCCGUCAACGCCUCAUAUGAAAGACAAUGGUGGCUCUACGUGUGCUAGGGAUGUGCAAAUAGACGGACACCCGAAUCUUACAUCUGUUCUGGCAUUGUCAGAUAUAGCAGGCCUUUUUCAGGAUUCUGACAAGUCUAAGCCAGCAGCGGAGGCAGUUUUUGGUGCCUUGGCGCCCCGACAAAACCACAUCACUUUGAAGCUAACCUAUUACGCCGCUCGACAAUUGGCUACAGCCCCUGCCGUACUUCAGGAGCUUGCUGACGAGAUUAUCGCACGUUCAAAGGUCAUCGAUGAUGAAUAUAUCUUAUCGGGCGUAGACGGUGCAAACCCUCGAAUGGAUUGCGCUAAAUCAGUGCCAAAAUCAGAUGGAGCUGGACCGAGGGAUCAGAAAACUAGAGCCAAAAUAGAGGAAAUGAGUUAAUGGUUAAUGUAUGCUACCUGGCGCUCCAACAAGAAAAUGACAUCACAGAUGUGAC
Molecule: messenger RNA, 1379 nt
Organism: Serpula lacrymans var. lacrymans S7.9
Lineage: Eukaryota; Fungi; Basidiomycota; Agaricomycetes; Boletales; Serpulaceae
Exons: 7
Source: RefSeq, a predicted model, not a curated record